Molecule: messenger RNA, 825 nt
Organism: Paramecium tetraurelia
Lineage: Eukaryota; Ciliophora; Oligohymenophorea; Peniculida; Parameciidae
Exons: 3
Source: RefSeq, a predicted model, not a curated record
AUGAUAGACUCAUUUGUGGUUGGAGUUGCCUGGGGCAGAAAAUUAAUUAAUACAAUACAAGAAAUUCAAUAGGCUACAAAUUACUUAUACCAAUUAAACCAAGAAGUUGAACUCUCUUAAAAAUCUAUAUUCUACAAACUUGACUUAUUCCAAAAGUUUCUGCAUGAGGAAAAUUGCCGAUUAUUUCCAUAAGUUGAGGCAAAAUUAUAAUAAUAAUUGCCUCAAGACUAGAUCAUCUAAGAACCUGAAAUAAAUCAAAAAAAUCAGAUCGCUAUUGAUAAAUAAGGGUUGAAUGAGUCAUUGUGUGGAAUUUGUAAUUUCCAAAUCAAUGAUCUACCUGAUGAAAAAUUCAAAAUCCCUUAAUGUGGACAUGAAUUCCACAAUUUAUGUCUUUACUAAGAAAUUGAUUAGAGGGAUUAAGUAAAAUGCAGCACUUGUUCAAUUUAAUUGGAUCCAAAAAUUAAAACAGAUUUAUUAGAAAAAAUUUCUCCUUCAUUUAGGUCUUGCUGUCCUUUUAUAGGUUGUAAGGAGGAAUUCAUAUAUUAUGGACAAGCUAAAUUUACUUGCUAAGAGAGCAAGAUAACGUUUUGUUUGAAAUGUAAAUAGAUGGAACAUAAUUAUUAAUGUAAUUUAGGAAUAGACCAUAUUGAAAUGAGAUAAGGAUAGAGAUUCAAAUUUUGUUAUGACUGCGAAUAAAUGAUAAUUUUAAAUUUUUAAGAUUUAAAUACUCAUUAAUGCAAGGUACAACAAGAAAGCCAAAACACUAAACCAUAGGGAUUUCUCUCUAGAUUCAAAAAGCUCUUCAGAAAAGAUUAGAAAUAAUGA